GAUGGGAUCCCCGCUCAAGACCUACCCUCUCUAGAUGAGAUUCAGUCCAAAAACCAAGUCGAUAUGAAGAGGAAAGUGGAGGGAGGAAUGAGUGGCGAAGAUUCACUUGCAGCAUCUUCAGUAAAGUCGAAGGAGGGAGAGAUAAGCAGCCAGGAUUCCCAAGCUGCCUCUUAUGCAAGCAGCGAUACACCUUCAUCUGAUUCCCCUUUGAACUUGAGACGCCUGAUGCAGCAUCUAGAAGAACAGUAUAAGAGAAAAGCAGGGAUGGGGAAUGGGGAAAUCAGGAUCGUCACUAGGAAACUACUGACAGACUCCUUGCUGGCCGAGCACAUCUUAGUCAUAGGUGUUGCUUUUCAGUGUGCAAGAUUCAUUUCUCACAAACCAUCCGUGGAAGAGAUACGGGAUGAUUAUCCUGGAGUUACUGUACUGAAGGGCGUGGAUUUCUCAAGAAUACCUGCUCUCCUGUUAGAAAUGCAAGAAAUGAUGGACUACAAAACACAGAAGGAAAUGGACAAAGCAGGCAUUCUUCCCACAGAUGUCCAGAGGCUAGAAAUAGAAGCCCAGCUCCUUCGAGAGGCUGAGCCCUUUUACCUCAGCCAAGAUCUGAAAUGGAAACUUCCUGGACGCAGUGGUAACUUGAGAGUGUUCAAACAGGAAAUGUGUAACAAUAUUCCAGUCCCGGACAAUGUAGCAGAUUUCAUAUCCAGCACAAAAGACAUAUAUGACCAGCUGAACUCCAAGUACAAUGUCAAUGGAAGCAGUUUAAAUUCUACAAGCAAAGUAAAUUUACCAAGAGAUAAAGACAUUCUCAGACUACUUAAAGAGCCCAGGAACUCAGCUUUUCAGGUUCUCAUUCUUUUAAAACUUUUAAAUCCUUUAAAUGUAAAGAAUUUAAACCCUUCCAAGGGUGGUGAAUGGGCAACCAGAGGGAGCACCACCUAG
Penaeus monodon (black tiger shrimp) is the source of this 942-nucleotide messenger RNA. RefSeq lists its product as uncharacterized. The record is from RefSeq and is a predicted model, not a curated record. The annotation marks the transcript as partial. The transcript has 5 exons. Lineage: Eukaryota; Metazoa; Arthropoda; Malacostraca; Decapoda; Penaeidae.